AUGUCAGACGGACUCUUCUCUCAAUCUCUAAUAUCAGCCGCUGUACAGAAAUCCCUGCCUGCUGGUUUUGUAAUUAGAUCACUCGCUCCUUCCGACUAUGAAAAGGGCUUCCUCACUGCCCUGUCUCAACUCACUACUGUCGGCACCAUCUCGAAGGCUCAAUUCAUUGAUCGAUACAAUUACUUGAAGAAACACAAUUACGAAUACUUUACAAUCGUCAUUGAAGAAGUAGGCAAGAAGAAAAUCGCGGCUGCUGGAACUAUCUUUGUGGAGAGAAAAUUCAUACACGAGAACAGUCUAGUAGGCCACAUUGAAGACAUUGUGACCUUGACAGACUAUCGAGGAUUGAAUCUCGGAAAGGCCAUCAUUGAAUGCUUAAAGCACAUUGGAAAGAAUGCUGGUUGCUACAAGAUCAUCUUGGACUGCAGCGAAAAGAACAUACCCUUCUACAACAAGUGCGGCUUUGUCCAAAAAGAAUACGAAAUGGCAUGGUAUGUGGAUGAGAACGACUCCACAAAGAAAUCCAAGCUGUGA
Synchytrium microbalum is the source of this 534-nucleotide messenger RNA. RefSeq lists its product as uncharacterized. Gene Ontology annotation, biological process: UDP-N-acetylglucosamine biosynthetic process. Lineage: Eukaryota; Fungi; Chytridiomycota; Chytridiomycetes; Synchytriales; Synchytriaceae. Bases 1 to 534 code for a protein of 177 amino acids. The transcript has 9 exons. Gene Ontology annotation, molecular function: monosaccharide binding; glucosamine 6-phosphate N-acetyltransferase activity. Gene Ontology annotation, cellular component: endoplasmic reticulum; endoplasmic reticulum-Golgi intermediate compartment; Golgi apparatus. The record is from RefSeq and is a predicted model, not a curated record.